Molecule: messenger RNA, 3067 nt
Organism: Caenorhabditis auriculariae
Lineage: Eukaryota; Metazoa; Nematoda; Chromadorea; Rhabditida; Rhabditidae
Source: the annotation of a GenBank genome assembly
AUGACGACGUGGACGGCGGCGGCGUCGAUCUUCUGGCUGACGAUGACGUUCAUCUCCAACGGCGUCGUUUCUUCUCCGAAGCCGUCUGAACAUAUUCGGCGCCAGAAAGUGAGCGAUUUUGAGACUAAACGUGGAGACUUAGACGGAUUUCACUGUGCUUUUUUUAAAGAGAGUUAAUAGAAACAUUUUCCGAAGUUUGAAACGACAGAGUGGUCCCUAGAAGGGCAACCUUACGGGAACUCAGAGGUAUCUCCGUAGGGACCACCUUACUCUCCCCUAUAGGGGGAACAAAAGCUUGUAAAAGUGGCCACUCAAGGGGUAUUAGUUAGUUGCCAUUCUCGGGGUACUGUCAUUUAUCGUUAAAAUCUUAUGAGAAGAAGCAUUGUCAUGCUAGAAACUUCCUAAAAAUUAAAACAACCCUGUAGGGACCACUAGGGCUUAGAGUCUGACCCUAACCACCUAUAGAAACCAUCUUUUACCACUCUGAGGAGUAUGGGGGCUGUUUUUCGCAGGAACCAUUCAGGAAAUCCUAAAAGUCUUUAAUCAGAAAAAUAUAUUUCCAAGCUGUGAACUUUUCGAACAAUUUUUCUGACUUGUCUGCUCUCUCUCUCUCUUCUUCUACAGUGAGGAGGUUAUAAAAAUAUGAAAAAGUGGCUGAGAGAGAAGAGGAUGUAGAGAAACCAGGCUUUUCAAAGUUAUGGGAGCGUGGUAAACAUGAAAACUCAUCAAGAAUUUGAUCAUUAUAAAAGCUGUUCAGGACCGGAUUCUGGACGGUUUGAAGCUGCAGAACCGGUCUCACGUCGUCAGGACCUACGAAUCGCUGAUUUUCGCCGACGACGACCCCGUUCAAGUUGAGAACUUCCUCCUCAACAUCAAUCCGAUCCGUGGGACUCCCUUUCUUAUAACGUAUAUUCAAGUAUCUUCAGAAUCACUGUGCGAAACGCCCCAAAUGCUGGUCAAAGACUGCUUCCGAUUUGUCGUCGACCAACGGAAGAAAUUGGUUUCGGCAGAGUUGCUCCUAACGUAGGUUUUCUGAAGAAUUUGGACAAUAAGAAACAAAAAAAAAAGUGAAAACAACAAGAUACUGGAAUAAAAUCUGCUUGUGACUUACAAUUAAGCAUUUAGCGAUGGCGCGUAAGCCGUUUCAGGUCUGGCGCUGAAUUAUAUACCUUUAUAUGACCUUCAGAAAGCCACGCGUAAUGGGUUAAUUAUAUAUGCGAGUUUUUGUUUUUUUCCUCGAAAUAUAGUCCGUUUUUCGUUACUUGAAAGGGACUUCUCUGGGCCCUCCUAAUCUCUCCACUACCCUCUCAGGUUAACGUGCUUUCAUCUUUCUCUGACCUUGCUGAUGAUGGAAAGAGAGACGCAGACACUCGAAAACAUUCCAGUCGCCGCGAACCGGUUAUACUAAAAAAAAACUUAUAGUAAAGUUCAGAAUCCGACCCGAGAUCCGUGGAGAAAACGUGACCAUCACCCUCUUCGAGGUACACGAGUUCUUCGGCGACCUGACGUUCAUCCAUCGAUUCGACGUCUCUCAAAAUUCUGAAGACCCGGUUCGAGUUUACGUCGACGUCUUCGACGACUUCAGCGAUCAUCCGACGAGACGGCCGAAAAUUUGUCUUUUCAAGGUACUGAUAUAUUUGAUUCGUCAGCACCCGAAAAAGUCUGAGUUUAAUAUAAAUUGGCUUUUUCUUGACCUUUAGAAAGGGUCAAAGUUUGUUUUCUUAUAGAUCAUCUAACACGGGAGAUCCUUUCCGUUUUCGGCCUUGAAAUUGCAGAAAAUACGCUCAAAUACGCUCUGAAGGUAUAGAAGAUCCCUCGGACGUUGGUUACGAAAACCAGAAUCGCUCCGGACGUUUCUGAGCAAUUCUAGGGAUCACUCAAGUGCUGACGCUUUUAAAGUGGUCGCUAGAAAUGCCCCGACUCGUCCGAUUCGUGUUACCAAGGCCCGGGCCCUAAGAAAUAGACCUAACAAGGAGGUAAUUUUACCUUGCGGCUUGGAAUUUGCUGAAAAUUCGCUCAAACGGACUCUGAAGGUUUAAACGAAGGUCCAUCAUAGUCGGUACCAGGUCCAACUUCUAGUAUUUAAGAUAAAUUUUUUAAUUCGGAAAACAUAGCUUAAAAAUCCAUACUUCCAAAGUUUGAAAAAAAUCAUGUCUCUGAAACCAGAAUUUGGACUAGGUACAGACUUUGACGGAUCUCCAUCUAGACCUUCAGAGAGUGUUUGAGCGACUUUGUAGAAAAUCCCAAGCCGCAAAGUGAAUGACCUCCCUUGUAAAGAAAGGACUGGAAAUCCUGGAACUGAUUUCAGCUCGAAGUGACCAUCGACGAUGAAAGAGUCUCUCUGAACCGAGUGCUCGCCGAAUUUCCAACCUUACACCUGACAGCCGCGGUGAACAACGAAGAUCCGGUCCAUGGAAAUCAGCCGAUUUGUGAUCCGAAGUUGGAGUGUUGCGUCGUCCCUUUCUACGUCAACUUCACAGAACUCGGUGAGAAAUAUUUUGUCCAAAAGUUCAAAUUUUUAUCUGAUUGAAACGUUCUCUGCUCUUAUCAAGUAGAAAGGCUAUUAGUGAUAACAAAACUUUAAUCAGUAGUGUUCCAAAUAGAGCCCAACUAGGCCUGGAGAGACCCCAUAGAAGCUAUGUUUUUCUACCUUUCGAGACAGUGUGGAAAAACAAGAGGUUCAGACGCCUAUGUUUCUAAUUAUGUUCCAAGCUAGGGAUUUCUUUCUAUAAAAGCCGAGGUCUUCGACUUUUUGGGAUAUUUUGUCUUAAGCUAGCAGUGAAUGAACUAUAAAUCGAAAUUCACAGGCUGGGACGACUGGAUCAUCUCGCCGCCGGGCUUCUACGCCAACUACUGCGCAGGGCCGUGCAAGCGGGACAUCGACGACAUCUACCAGCGGAUUAUGGGUGACGCCUACAGUAACCACUCGGCGAUACAAAUCCCGAAGCCGAAGUGUGCCCCCGCCGAGUAUGGGAGCCUGGAGAUCGUCUACGCGGUCAGCGACCGCGACAUCCGAAAGACGCGGCUUCACGGAAUGCGAGUACUGUCGUGCAGCUGCUCAUCGUAG